Molecule: messenger RNA, 3414 nt
Organism: Hydatigera taeniaeformis
Lineage: Eukaryota; Metazoa; Platyhelminthes; Cestoda; Cyclophyllidea; Taeniidae
Source: the annotation of a GenBank genome assembly
AUGGAUCGUAUUGCGCGAAUGCAUAUUCAAUCUUUUGACUUUAUGCUAAAAAGUUGCAUAAAAAGAAUGGUGAAAUACCUGCAACCUGUAUACAUAACUACCCCAGAUGGUGAUGAGUUUUCUGUGCAAGUUGAAUUAGUCGAAGUUGGUCACCCGCGAGGGUCAGAUUGUGAGGAUUUUAUUGUUUACCCUCAUGAGUGUCGGCGAACGGGUCAAACGUAUGGCGGUAACCUCGCGAUUUCCAUAAAAAUUCGCCGGAAUGGUUGUGACAUGGGUAUCGUUGAAGUUAACGGUGGUGAGGUUCCAAUCAUGGUAUUGUCUAGUGCGUGCAACCUCUCGAAGAUGCCGCGUUCUGAUUUCCCUAAACACAAUGAGGAAGAACGCGAAUUGGGUGGCUAUUUCAUUGUCAAUGGAAAUGAAAGGCUUCUUAGGUUGCUUAUAAUGGCUCGCAGGAAUUAUCCGCUUGCUAUAGCUAGGUCGUCAUUCAAAAAACGAGGUUCGGGUUAUACGGAAUACGCCAUCUUAAUGCGUUGUGUGCGAGAUGAUGAACACUCUGCGCCGGUCAUACUUCAUUGGGUCAUGAAUGGGGAACCUACUCUGGCAUUUACAGUUGAAAACGAACAACUAUUUGUCCCUAUUUCAAUCCUCUUGCGUGCUCUUAUGGACAAAACUGAGCUUGAAAUCUAUGAAGAUAUUCGGCGUGGUGGUGGGGAUUCUUUAUCACUUGAUGAGCAUGCGAUGAGGAUUCUGAUGAGAUUAUCGGAAGGCAACUGUAAUAGCCAAUCUCGUGCUCUUUGCUACUUGGGGAAACUUUUUCGCCUCAAAAUGCACCUGCCGAAUUCUUACGCCGACUGCGCUGCCGGCGAGCAUCUAAUGAGCUACAUGAUACGCAAGCUUCAUGCUUUCGUUUCGGGUGCAUGUUGUGCGGAGAGCAAUGAUAAUCUGAUGUUUCAGGAAAUAUUACUUCCUGGCACAACGUACGUCCAAAUUCUUCGGGUGGGUUAUUGCUUGGCUAUUACGUUAGUGAGUACAAACUUUCGCCAAAUUUUGAGUCGUAACGUCGUGGAGAUCAGCGGCGGAUUAAAAUUCUUUAUAUCCACUGGCAACUUACCUGGCUCCUCGCGCACAGUUCUAGGUCGACUGUUGAAUGGGCAGACUUCGGGUCUUUCAGUCCCGGUUGAUACGGUUAACUUUUUACGCUUUGCUGCACAGUUUCGUUCCGUACACCGCGGUGCUAUGUUUAGUGAAAUGCGAACCACAUCUGUGCGGCGUCUCUUACCAGAGGCUUGGGGCUUCAUCUGCCCUGUUCACACACCUGAUGGUGCGCCAUGCGGUCUUCUCAACCACCUUGCAGAUUGUACUGAAGCUGUAUGUGUGGCCCCCAGUCAGGCAUUGGUGAACAAAUUUGCGGUCUGGCUGUUGGAACACAACCUGCGACCGGUGGAGCUCUCACGCCAAAUGACGGGUGUGAGUGAACAUCGCGGUGUCUUCCCCGUCCUCCUAGAUGGUCGUUUAGUUGGCUGGUCACCCUCCAGCCUAGCCGCCCAGCGGUUGGCUCGAGAGUUGCGCUGUGCCAAACUGGACCCGAAUUGUCCCCACGUUCCCAACACUUUGGAGAUCUGCUUGGUAGACCCUACUGACACUGGUAGUCAGUAUCCCGGUCUAUUUCUCUUUGUUGGUGGUUCGCGCCUGCUCCGGCCUGUGAAGAGUCUCGUUCGGGUUGGCUCGGAGAACAUUGAUAAAGCAGAAAUCGAAAUGGUUGGCACUUUUGAGCAGCCAUACAUGGACAUUGCGGUAACGGUCGAAGAACUCAUGGACCGGCCAGUCAAUGAGAGAAUGCACUUUGAAGUGUCACCAGAGUCCAUCUUCAGCUUUGUCGCCGGUCUCACACCAUAUCCUGACUUUAAUCAAUCUCCGCGCAACAUGUACCAAUGUCAGAUGGCCAAACAGACUAUGGGCCAUUCGUCUUACACCUGGAAGUAUCGUUCAGAUCCCAAAGCCUAUCGCUUACUCAGCCCGCAGAGCCCGCUGGUGCGAACUAAAACCUAUGCCAAAUACGAUAUGGACCAUUAUCCUCUUGGAUUCAACGCCAUCGUUGCUGUUAUGUCUUACACAGGUUAUGAUAUGGAGGAUGCUAUGGUAAUCAACAAAAGUUCUUACGAGCGUGGCUUUGCAGACGCAUGUAUUUACAAAUCCGAAACCAUAGAUUUGGCCAGGUUCUCUACCAAAGUGAAAGGGAAAAAACAAGCUGAGCACUAUUUUGGUUCGUACUGCUAUUUCCUAUUCCCUCCUCUAGACCUACUUGUCAUCAGUAUUACUCAUGGUGGGUUGAAUAACCUUCCUCCGAACAUUGAUAUUGAUGGUUUUCCGCCAAUUGGGGCGCGCCUUAUACCAGGAAAAAGUGUUUUAUAUGUCUACACGCACUGUGAGACGAUGGAGAUGACCUCUGUCCGCUACAAGGACGGGGAGCAAACCGCAUAUGUGGAAGCAAUAUCUCUUAAUGGCAGGAGUAACGACCUUGUUGGUUCGUUUUAUUUACAGGCUUGCAUAACGCUGCGUUUGCCACGGCGUCCGGACAUCGGUGACAAAUACAGUAGCCGCCAUGGUCAGAAAGGCAUUAAUAGUAUCCUCCUGCCUGCUGAUGACAUGCCCUGGACCGUGGAGGGUGGGAUUGUGCCGGAUCUGAUAUUCAAUCCCCACGGUUUUCCAACGCGUAUGACAAUGGGCAUGAUGAUCGAAUUCCUAGCUGGCAAAUCGGCUGCCUUGACUGGUGAGUGGGUUGACGCGACACCCUUCCAGUGGACUGAAGAAAAUCCGCCUUUUGAAAAGUACGCUGAUCAGCUGAAGAAUGCCGGCUUCAACUACUGGGGCACGGAAGCUAUGAUGUCAGGAGUUACUGGUUCCCUUUUGGAAGCUCACAUCUUCAUUGGAGUUGUUUACUACCAGCGCUUGCGUCAUAUGGUGGCAGACAAGUAUCAGGUGAGAUCUGAGGGUCGAUUUGAUGCUAUGCUUCGCCAACCUAUAAAGGGGCGCAAGGUCGGUGGGGGCAUCCGUCUUGGUGAAAUGGAACGUGAUUGCGUCCUCUCCCAUGGGCUAUCAUUCACACUCCAGGAUCGACUUUUGGGAUCCAAUUGCGACAAAGUGAAGAUGUUGAUAUGCUCAGAUUGCGGUGGUUUGAUUCACGAAGACUUGAUCACCGAUGAAAAUACAGGUGUCCAACAGCGAGGAAUCAGUCUUACCAAAAGGUUUCGCUGGCGAUGCCGUCUUUGCAACCCAUCAUCCUCUCCCAACGCAGCGAACUCCCUCGAGAAUAGGAUGCUCCUUGUCGACGUUCCCGCGGCUUUUCGCUACCUGACCUACGAACUUGCCUGUCUUAAUGUUCAUACGCGGAUCGAAGUGAAGCAAUUCACCUAA